UUAAUUGCUGGAGUAAGCAUAUAAACUGCAGUACCUGAAGAACAGAAUCAGUUCUACUUCCUAAGAACAUUCACUGUUGAUUUGCUAGAAAUCACAUAUUUUUCUUUUGACCAACAUGUCUGGAAGAGGCAAAACCGGAGGAAAGGCCCGCGCCAAGGCAAAGACACGUAGCUCAAGAGCUGGACUGCAGUUUCCCGUCGGCCGUGUUCAUCGUUUGCUGAGGAAAGGUAACUACGCCGAGCGAGUUGGUGCUGGGGCCCCUGUCUACUUGGCUGCCGUCCUCGAGUACCUCACCGCUGAGAUCCUAGAGUUGGCCGGCAACGCCGCCAGGGACAACAAGAAGACCCGCAUCAUCCCCCGCCACUUGCAGCUGGCGGUCCGGAACGACGAGGAGCUUAACAAGCUGCUCGGUGGCGUGACAAUCGCUCAGGGUGGUGUCCUGCCGAACAUCCAGGCUGUGUUGUUGCCAAAGAAGACGGGACAAGCCGUCCCUGCUACUGGCAAGGCGGGAAAGAAGGCUUCUCAGCAAUCUCAGGAGUACUGAGCUGACGCCCUCCUGAACUUAAACCCAAAGGCCCUUUUAAGGGCCACCCAGAUCUUCCUCUAAAGAGCGAGUUUCGUGGAUCGAAGCCUUUGUAUUUCAGUCUGUAAUAAAGUAUCUCAACAUCA
Molecule: messenger RNA, 669 nt
Organism: Paramormyrops kingsleyae
Lineage: Eukaryota; Metazoa; Chordata; Actinopteri; Osteoglossiformes; Mormyridae
Gene: h2ax
Product: H2A.X variant histone
Cellular component (GO): nucleosome
Molecular function (GO): DNA binding; protein heterodimerization activity; structural constituent of chromatin
Source: RefSeq, a predicted model, not a curated record